GAGUGUAUGCUGCAGCCCAUGAUUUUAAGACAGAAUGGGUGGUAGUCAAGGGCAUUAAAGACUUUGUAGAUGAAACGCAGUCUUCAAGUAAAAAAUGGAAACAAAUUGCCUGUCUGAUGGCAGCAUCUGUUGUGGCCAACAUUUUGAAUGAUCCAGUCAUAUUCCAAGAUUGGCCUUACUUUAAUGCAGGUAUAAUGCUUCCUGUCUCAAUCUUGUCUUUUUACAAGGAUAAGUCUGACUUAGAUCUAAGUUCCCACAGCAUAUUCUUGUAUGGAUUACAAAUCAAGAUCAUUUAUUCAGUAACAGUUCACAAAUAGAAAAUUAAGGUACCCUUAUUUUAAGUUUAUGUAUUAGUAAGUUUAACAAGGCCUCUUAAGGUGGUGGCAGAAAAAACUUGUGGUUAAAUCAAGUGAUGCUGAUGAAUGACAAUUCACUUCAUGAGCCAGGUGAACAUGCCUGUUUUCUAUAGUUAGCUUGGUUUAUGUAACACAACCAGAAAAUGGAAAAUUCGGAGGCUAAUGACAUCUGCCAUUUAGUGAUUUGAAGUGAUUUGAUAUAUGUUCCUGGGCAAAUUAAGCAACACAUCAAAUUGUUUUAAACUAAGAACAGAGAAUUAUCCAGUACUGCGUGUGCAACUGUAUUUUGAUGUUGAUACUUAAUUGAAUGCACAGGGAAGUGAUAACUGCCAGCACAUAUACAUGUAUUUACAGUUUUUUUUCUGUUGUUGUUGUUGUUGUUGUUUUUUACCCAUUUUUGGAACCUGACAUAAUAGUAGUAGAGACGAAUGAAUCAGAUUGUAAGUAAAUUUCUUAAGUAAAUUGGUUUAAAGAGACAACACUUCUUUUUGUUUAUUAUUUAAUUUAGGUGCCAAUGAAUUGCCUUCUCGAGGUGAGUCCUACAUGUUUUGAUGAGUGUAAUACUUAAUAGUGAAAUAAUAAAUGUAAUAAUAGUGAACAUGUGAAUGGUAACGAUAAACAGUGAACUUAUUUGCGACUAUUUGAACUACUGUUAUUAAAUGUUGACAAGUAAAGACGAUUUUAAAGGGUGGAUCCAGGAUUUUUAUAUAGAGGGGGGUCACAAUUUUUGUUCAGAAAACACAGAAAUUUUGUGUUUUUUCUGAAACCACAGUAGGCCAAGACCUAUAUCUGGAACGGUAAUUGUUAGUUGCUCCAUGUUGGAUGGUGAUAUGUGAUCCUGUUGUUUCAAGAAUUUGGGUGUCAGACAAGUGGAUCUGACGCCACCACCGAUUUUUAACCAUUAUAGGGUCCGUGAGUUGGGGCUCUGAUAUCCAAUACUGGAAUCGUUUCUCUGUCAGACACUAGACUUUGAAAUUUACAUUCAAGACUAAGCUUCUAAGGGUUAGAACUAUGUGUGGUAUUAAUGUGCCUUUAGUUUGUUAUACUUUUUUCAUCAAUAAGAGUAAUACCAAUAUAGCCUAAAAUCUUUGCCUUAAUUGCUUGUGUGUUGAUUGACCUGCCCUCAAAACAGUUAAACCCCGUGGAGCAAGAGUGAUAGUACUUAAACUGCUAUCCUCGUGUUCAUAUUAUUUAUUAAGUAUGUUCCUUUUUUUAUUUCAGCCGUAAGUACCUACACUUCAGCUUUAAAGUCUUUAAUUAUGUACCAUACGGAGUUCUAACCCAAACUGCUUGCCUCUCGCACGAUUUCCAACGCGAAAACGGACGAAAUGUUCACUAAUCUUCUCAUACAACAUGGAAGAAAAGCCCUGAUUAGGAAUGACGAGACAUAUUAUUCAAGGAGUAAAGAGCUUGAGUACUACGGGAAAAUUAGUGGUACUCCAGUCAAGCACUGCAGUGAAAUAUUUCUUGGCAUGAUUGAUGAUCAGGAAAGUGCUAAUUCUAUUCUUGUCGUUGGAAAAGCAGGGAUUGGGAAAUCCCUGUUUUGCCAAAAGGUGAUUCGCGAUUGGGCUAACAACAAAUUGCUUCAAGCACUAGAAAGCACUGAAAUCUCCAAUUUGAAAUUUGUGUAUUUGCUUACUUUCCGUCAGUUGAAUUUGCUCAAGAAUAAGCAUUUGACUUUAAGAGAAAUCUUAAAUUUUUCGUCGGUACUGAAUGACAAAUGUAACAUUAACGAAUCAACAUUUGAGUACAUUGUAAGGCAUUCCAAGGAAGUAAUGAUAAUUCUCGACGGCUAUGAUGAGUAUUCUCAGAAAACCAGUAUCGCUGGAAACUCAGAAGGACGGCAUCCCAAUGACGUUAGCCGCACUGUGUUCUAAACUCAUCAAUGGAAAAAUCCUGCAAGGGGCUAUCGUCAUCAGAUUACCUCGCGACCUGAUGAAUCGGACAAGAUGGGAGGAAUCCGUUAUAAACGGUGUGUGGAAAUUGCUGGUUUUUCGGCAGAACAAGUCAAAGAGUACAUAAAGAAAUACUUCAAGAAAAACGAAAAUAUGAAGAACGCUGUACUUAAACAUGUCAUGAACAAUGAGAAUCUUGUCAGUUUUGCUCAUAUUCCUAUGCUCUGUUAUGUUAUGGAGUAUACCCUAACCGAAUCAGAAAAUUCUGAUGACCUUCCUGUCUCAAUAACCGACAUUUAUACCAAACUUGUUGAUAUUUUUUAACUCAAGCACUGCGCCGAGUCAGAAUACAGACAAAAAGAAAUUCCUGAGAAGUUCAAGCCCCCUCCUGUCAUCAAGAACACUUUGGAGAAAUUAUCAAAAUUAGCGGCUAAACUGCUGGUUGAAAGAAAGCCAACUUUUGAUGAAAGCGAGAUGGAGCGCGAUUUUGAACUGGAAGAAGUCAACAAACUGAAAGGUAGCGGUCUUCUUUACUGUAGUCAGCCUUUCAGAACCGAAUUGAUUACAACCACGAAGCACUUUAGCUUCACACAUCUGACCGUCCAAGAAUUCUUGGCCGCUCGUUGGUUUGUAAGGGAAAAUCCUGUUCCCGAUGCAAAAUGCUCUGAAAUGGUUUACCAAUUCAUGGCUGGCCUUUUCUCACGUGACGCAAACGAGGAAAUGAUGGAAAAAUUGAUAGAUUCACCCUUUAUGCCUCCUUAUCUUAGAAUGAGGUGUCUUAAUGAGUAUCGAAACAAAGAAUUCGCUAAACAGUUCUUGAGGGAGAAUUCCCGAGCGUUUUGUAAUUCACACGGUGAUCAGUGAUACCAGUGUUGCCUGUCUAUGUAAAGCUUUACAGCAUCUAAACUGUACGCUAACCACUCUACGUAUGCAACAUUGUGAGAUCACUAAUAUCGGUGUUGCCAGUCUAUGUGAAGCUUUGCAGCAUCCGAGCUGUAAGCUAACCACACUAGAUCUGGAGGAUACUGACAUCACUGAUAUCGGUGUUGCCAGUCUAUGUGAAGCUUUACAGCAUCCGAGCUGUAAGCUAACCACACUAGAACUUCCUCUGUCAGUUUAUGAUGAUGAGAUGGCAGCUAGUCUUGAAGCUAUAAUUCGGAGACACCGACCAGCUUUAAAGCUGUCUUUUCAUUAGUUUCAUUAACUUUAAUAGUUUCAUUACUUUUUAGUAGAUUUUUAUAUUUAAAUGAAAUCAGUAGUUCCAAGUGAAAUCUUAAUUUGGGUCAAAGAUACCAGGUAGGCAAAGUACUUUUAAUCAUUGGAGUGACAUGCUACGCUCAAUGUAAAUAAAACCGCAAAGAUUUUGUAAUAAAGGUUUUUUUUAUUGGCGACAUUGUUUACUGUACUUGGUUUGUGGGUGUAGACUACUCAAGAGUUGUAACAAGUAAGACUUGGGGUCGGGGAAGGGUUGGGAGGGUAAUCUUCUGUGAGGUUACCAUGCGUCAAAGGAAUCUAUCUUACAGGAACGUUUAGUUGAAGCUUCUCGAGGUAAGGACAAAGAGGAAAACAUCUUCCCGUUCACCUGAUUAUGAUUUCAUUUUGAUGAAAUUACGCCCCCCUGAGUACUGCAAAGAAAAGACAGUUUUCUUUUUCUUAUUUUCAGUAAGUAACAAAUUUUUGUUUUAACUGUCCGCCAUUACACUGUAUCAGUCAUUAUAAAAAUGAGUCAUCCUCGUUUAAGUUGUCCAGCUUUGUUAGGUUAAGUUCCAGACGAAUUACUUGUAGAGACCUCAAUUGGGGUUACCGUUUAACACUGGUUGAGCAAGAAACUCACAAUUUAUCGGAAGACGUGACUUAAAUUAUCGCUCAUUUUUGUCUACUGUUGCCACUCAUUUUUUCGCAACAACAGCGAACAAUGUUUCGUUCCCUUUUUGCAAUCAAGUCUUACAAGUACACAAGGGCCGAACCGCUUUUUCACGUCGUCUUUCUCCAUGGUUUUUCGGCCUUACGAUUACGCACGCAGGGCCGGACUGGUCCUAUAAUAAAUUUUACCGCAACUUGCAGGAAUGCCGUUGUCGAUAAGAGCACAGUCACGAACUCUAGUCACGCACUGGAAGAAUCGUUUUAUUCAACGUCAAUAUUGUGGUAACAAAUAUGUCGAAAGUGGUUUGGCGUGGUCAGUCCUCUAAUCGACAACGAUAUUUGUUAGAUCUUGUUAUCACUUUGCUCAAACUUUGUUGCGAACUCACGAGGCGCAGCCAAGUAAGUCCACAAGAUUUUGACCACUGUGAUGACGAAUAUCGUUGUAGAUAAGAGUACAGACCAAGAUAGUUGAUUUAUUAAAUUGAAUAUGGCUGAUGAAUUUGUUGCGACUCUUGUGGGAGUAACUGUUCAAUUAUAUUUCUUGAAAUUUCAGGGUCAUUGGCUUUUAGUUAAAUCCGGUACCAUGUAUUCUGUGCAGUAUAUCCACGAGUUCAUCAUAGUGUCACUUUGAUCUAUCUUUUGGUGAUCUGUAUUUACACGUAGGAGACGUAGUCACAAGUAAAACUAUUCUUGAUUCAAAUUAUGGUUUUCUGUUUUUUACAAGAACCAAAUUGAACCGCGCACUCCACGGGUAUUGGGCCUGGUUACUCAGCUGUUUUUAAAAAUGGCGGCGCGUAAAGUCGUAUCUUAAAAGUCGUAUCAUAGAAGUCGUAUCAUAAAGCCAAUGAAGGGAGGGUUACUCUUGGGAACGCUAAUAAAUAAAAAUUGAAGUUUCUAGUAAAAAUUUUAAAAUGUACAUUUUGAUAUGGCACGUGGUAUGUGUUUGGAGCCGGCUUCCUUUUUUUUCCACAAAACUGGUCAACAGCAGUAGUCAUUAUCUGGUCAUGCGCAAACUCCUUUCACGUGCGCCUGGUAGAAAUUACUUUGAAAGAUUUCCUGAGAUAUACGGACUAUGAUGUUUUAGCUCGAAAAAUGGGUUUAGCGACACUGUUGAUCCAGCGAUCUGGACUUCGUCUUCUUUCUCGUAAUGUAAGAUUUGCAACCUUGGUGUUUAGACCAUAAUUUAAGUUUUUGAUAAUUUUUACUAAACGAGAAUCCUCAGCCACGAAGAAGUGAAAAGCUUACAUAAUCGUACAUCUUUCUCAAACAGUUAGGACUAUCGUAUCAGUUGUGAUUUGUUAAAAUCAGAAAGUUAUAGAAGUUAUAGAACGAGAGAAUAAAAAAUCAAAACAGUAAUAUGAUUUUAAACUGAUUAUUUUCGUAUUUUGAUUAAUAUGGGAAAUAAUGAAUCCAGAUUGAGUUCAAUAUGAUAUUAGUGAGUACAAGUUGCUCGUAUUUGUUUCCUUUGGUUAGUAAUUAAUCCUGAAUCUUACGAACGAAUGCUUUUAUUUCGUAGGUGAAGGCUCGAUUUUUUGCCUCUGAAGCAACGGUUAGUGCUCAACUUUCUCACGGAGAUUGACAGUUUUUGACUUCAUUUUCACCGGGGUUAAAAAUGUAUAUAUUUUAUUUAUUGUUUUACAAGGAACAGUCUUUCAAAACUGUCGGUGAAAAUGUUCCUUUGAGUUCAACAGUCAAUGGUAACUUUCACAGGCUGUUCAUUAACCCUCUGACACCCAGAAGUGAUUAACAUGUCACUUCUCCCAAUAAUAUCCAUCCAUUCUCCAGCAAACAGUUAAUGAGAAUACUCAAACUUAUCUGGUAUCUUGAUCAAACACCAAGUUCUUAUUACUAAAGUAAAGUAAUGUUGAUUUUCCCCCAAAAUUUCUCUUGCAAACCUACUGAUUGUUUAGAAAUGCCAAGCAACUCCAAAAAUUAUUGUGGUGUUUAAGAGGACAAAUUUUUUAAGCAUUUACUUAGAUCCUAUGAAAUCGCUAGGUGAGAAAUGUUUCAGAGUUGUUGAAAACCUUCCAAUUUUAUAGUAUACAUCUGCUCUGAUAAUUUGUGUUCUGUAGUAAAAAUCCAAAUUAAUUUUUGGAAUUACUUAAUUAAUAUUUAUAAACUAAUAUUUGAUACUCUAAAGUAUAAUCUUUCAGUAGAAAUUCUGUGAAAAUAUUUGACUACCUAGCAUUUAAACACAGCCUUGUCUUUUAUUCCCAAUGAAUGAUAUUCUCCUGUUACUUUACCCUAUUUCCAGCUACUACUAACAUUAAUUAGUGAAAACUUAAAUUUUUUCCUCAGUGUUCAUUCAUGAAUACAGGCCCUUGAAAUUGGGGAAUUUUUUAUUACUAGAUGCCUUGCGUAUUUUCGAAACAUUUCUUUUCUACGAUCAGCAGUAAUGUUGCAAUUUGAUUGGCCAAUUUGCUGUUGUUGAUAAGAGCACGAGCAGCGCUGCUUGCAUCAACUGGUCAUGCAAUACCUUUAUCACUGAAAGAAUCAUUUUGUUUGACAUCGUUAUUGUGGUAAAAAAGGAAUUGACAGGGGUUUAGCAUGGUCUCUAUACAAUGAUGUUCAUCAUCACAUUGCUCAAAAGUUUUUGCUGAUUCACCUUGCUGGGCCGCAUGAGUCUGUAGCAAAUUUUGACCUCUGUGAUAAUGAAUAUCAUUGUCGAUAAGACUACAGAUCAUGCUAAACCACUUUCAAUUUGUGAAUUGGGCAUAGCUGUGUACAUUGGGCAUACAUGUAACAUUGUCUCCUUUUUUUGACAGAAGGAUGUGUCAAAAAUCAGAAAUAUUGGUAUAUCUGCCCAUAUUGACUCUGGAAAAACCACACUCACAGAGAGACUUUUGUUUUAUACUGGAAGAAUCAGUCAAAUGCAUGAGGUGAGAACAAUGGACUUUGAUUUGCCUUUAGAAAUGCUUUCAACAUUACCAAUCCUACUUUGCAGGAUGCAUCUCACAUGUGGACCUUGUAACAAUUGAGCUCACAGCAAAGUCUCUGUGACUCAGUAGUAGAUCAUCAAAGUGGUGAAUCUGAAGGUCUGAGAUUCUAUUCCUCACAAGGAUUCUAAAUUUUUUUUUAGUGCCAUGCUCAUGACUAGAGGAAAAAAAAUCUUUCACUAAUUGACUUUGAUGUUUGUUUUAACAGUUCAAAGUGUAAUUUCCAUGGGUUUUGCAUGAUUAUACAAAUAAUGAUUUUUGCCCUGUGGUUUCCUGUUGAAAUCUUUACUGCAGUUCUUUUUCCUAAGUGUGUGUUAUGGAUCAAAAUUUACUUGAAGUUUAAGUGAUAUCAAACUUCUGUAGGUUGAUAGGAGUUCUGACAAGACCAAAAAAAAUUUUUUCACUAAUGGAUUUUGAUACACAUUGUAACAGUUCAAAGCCAAUUUCCCAUGGGUUUUGAGUGAUUAUACAAAUAGUGAUUUUUGCCCUGUCUCAACAUGUGUUGUGGAUUGAAAUUUACUAAAAGUUCAAGAGGUGUCAAACUUCCAUAGGUUGAAGAGAGUUCUGAUAAUAUCUCUGAAACAAAGACUUUGUUAAUAUCAAGUUGAUGUACAGUUUAAACCACAGCUUCUGCAAUCAAUUAUUUCUAAAUAGCAAAGGUUUGACAACUUGCAGUAAUAAUAUUUGAUUGUGUUGUCUGAUUGUCCGGGUUAGAGUAGGCCUGGAAAGGACUGCUGUCGGCAGUAAAGACUGAUGAUUUGACAACCUUGGUGGAAGUCACCUCUUGUUUCAAAUGAUUAUGACUUUAUGACUUCCACUUGUUAUGGAUAGUGACUGUAGAAAUAAGUAUCUAGACAUUUUCUGGUAAGAAUGUUUUGUCAUGCUGAGAAGCAUUCCAUGGAACAUAACAGAACAUUUCAUUAGGUCAUGCAGUCAUGAUGUAAUACCAGUCCACUGAGAUAGUCGUGUUGUAAGUUUCUGGAAUGUUCUAGAAUACUUUGUAAAUGUCUAUAAGGACUCAGUUGUGUAGUAGUAGUUGUUGUUGUCAGAAGUGAAUGACUGCUUGGAAAGCUUUACACAGAGUGAGAGGGCUAUUGUGAAGAUUGUUUAAUUCAAGGAACUUUGGAGAAAACUGUGAGUUUGUGUCAGUGGUGAGGCAAGACAUAGAAUGUUGUGGGCUUAAGUAAGUUUAUUGAGGAUAAUUACUGUAUUUCCUGUUGGACUUGCUCUGCAUCAAAAAUAUUAAAAGUUGUGUAAUAAAGUAGUGAAGUCUUAAGGUGUAUAGCAUUCUUUCUGUUUGUUAGAUUAUAUUGUAACACACUGGUAUUGUUAAAACUUGAGUCACUUCUACCAACAACAGUCCUUCAGGGAACCACUCUCACCAGUAUGAUCAGACUUCUUAUGACAAACAAAUGUGAAGAUACAAGAUACAUAAUCUCACUGUAGCUCCAAAGCAUUAAUACAGUAAAUCUCAGGUUUUUUUUAAUACUUUAUUGAUGAGAAACAAAUUCUUCGCCCAAGAAAGAUGUGUUGAUAUAUCCAUGCAUUAGAUUUGGUUGUUUGGUAUUCAUCCUUAUUUUCUAACCAGGUGCGAGGUAAGGACAAUGUAGGAGCCACUAUGGAUUCCAUGGAUCUGGAACGACAGCGAGGAAUAACCAUACAGGUUGGUAUUAAGUAACAAUAUUAUGAUUUAUUUAAUAAACUACAGUUCAAAUGUAUGACAUUCAUGAAUAUAUAUUCACAGUCAUUUACUCAUCACUUUAUGGGUUUAUUACAAACCAACAAAAUGACCAGCUCCCAGUUGGCUUGUUAGUUCAGUUGGUAGAGCAGUGCACUUGUAUUGCAGAGGUCAUGGGUUCAAAUGUACAGGCGUGAAUUUUUUCAGGCAUUAUUUUGCUGCUGCUUAAAUAGUGCUCAUAAUUGUGACUUCAAAUUUAAGAUAUUCAUAUACACCGUAUGUAACAAACCACAGUUGAAUUGGAGCCUGGUUAGUGGCUAGAGAGAUCCGUCUUUAAUCUUUUUACAACUCCCACGAAUUCAACCUCAUUUGAUUUGCUAUAGGAAUAUAUAAUUUGGAGAUUGUAUACAUGGUUACCAUAACAACAUUGCUACAUUUUUUGCUGUAUGUUCACAGGGCAUAGUGAAGAUGGUAUGUGGUAAAUACAACAGAAAUUAUGGUGUUUCAAUAUUAUCUGCAUGAUGAAAUAAAAUUCUUUAUAUAUUUCAAGAAGAUUCAACUCUUUGUAUAUAUGUCUUUUUAGUCUGCAUCAACAUAUGUCAACUGGAAAGAUACAAACAUCAAUAUUACUGACACACCAGGUGAGGCUAUCAACCAUUUGCAAGUCUGUGCAAUAUGUUUUUGAGUGGUGGUCCAUUCUCAGGAUGUGACCCGCAUUGGAAAGUGAGAAAGCAGCAAAUUUUAUAAUCAGUAGCACAGAAUAUUGUAAGUUGUUGGUGAGAUGUCUGCGGGAAUAAGAAUUAUGAAAUGAAAAAAAAUGAAAACAUAACAGAGAGUAUAAAACUUAGUACAAUGUUCUUUCUACUUUUAAUGUAAUUAUGCUGUAAUAGCUACCGGAAGAAUCUGAGAAUUCUAAGUAACAUUCACUAGGUGCUACUACACCGUAAGCUAAAACUGUUACAUGAAAGUGUCAUCCUUUUGAUUUUCAGGCAAGUGUUGGGUAUAUUUGCAGAUCCUAGAGGCUAUAUGCUGUACCAUCCUUAUAAAGCUAAAACAUUUGGUUUAUCAAGUAGCCAUGAUAAAAAAGAUGGUAGAUGCCGACAGAGACCAAAGAAUUGGUCACUCUCAUGUUGGAGAAGUCUGUCAUUGAACACAAUAACCAAAAGGGUAAAUUACUAAUGGUUCUGUUUGUUUUCUUAAACAGAGCCAGACAUUAACAGUAAAUCGUCAAAUGAAGCGUUACAAUGUACCCUGUAUUGCCUUUAUCAAUAAACUGGACAGGUAACUUAUUAAGGAAUCUAUUUUUUUAUUGGAAAUUUUGGUUUUCUGUAAAUCCCAGCCUAUAAAAAAAAGUGCACUUGAAGUUCCUACCUGCAAAAAUUAAAGGAAACAUCUUUCCCCACAAAUUACAUUUACCCACCAUAAAUAAGUAAAGUUAAUUGUAGCUUUUCAAGUAAGGCUAAACAGUUUUGUAAAUUUAACUUAGAACAUCAAGCUGUUAGACUGUAAGUAAACAAUGUUAGUAUAGUAUUUAGAUUUUGAACGGAAAAAGUGCCUUUCCUUCAUGCUUUUUUACAGAUGAGUGAUCAGGUUUUCUAAAAUUGUUUAGUGUGCAAUUUGUAGUUUGAGCACUUAUUUUCAAUUUGAAUCUGUGUUGGAAAAACAACUACAAUCCAAGCAUGGUCCAAUUGUUAAAAAUUGUUUUGAUCAUAGAUUAUCAGUACCAAGUUGUAUUGUUAACACCCAAAUUCUCCAAGAAAAGAUUAUAUCUGGCCAAUACAUGUAUUUGAAAAACAAGUGAAACCCCUCGGUUUUCCUUCUUUUAAGAGGUACCUCCAUCUUGUCCUAAAUUUCAAAUAAAAUGCACUGGGGCUGGGAUUGAAUGGCUGCACUUUUGGUUCUUGAAGUCUUGCAUUUUGAUCCAUGUAUGGACCUUACCGUGAAGUGCAACAUUGUCUGUGGCAGCCAAAACAAUAAGAAUCAAAUUAGCUACUCAUAUGCAUUUGGGAGGUCUCUGAAAGUCCCUUCCUUGUGAUUUUCUUGGUAGAAUACACUUUACACUUUGAAUGAUAUGAAAGUGCAAAAUUGAUGUCUAUUUUUCUUCUUUUUUUUCAGAAUAGGAGCAAAUCCAACCAAAGUUUUAAGUCAAAUUAGGUAAAAAUGGUCACAGUGUUUGUUGUUUGAUUUUUUGUUGAUUUACAUUAAAGAGGAGCAUGUGACAAGUAUAGCAUCUUGAUUUUCAAAAUAUUGCUAAUGCUCUUCAUUGUAUUUACAUAAAGAUAUCACAUUUGGGUAGGAACAGUACAUUAUAUUCUUCACAAACUAAUGGUCUGGCCAAACUUUUAUCUUAAUUGAGAUAUUGCAAUGUGUAGCCCCCAAAAAAAAAAAAAAAAAAAAAAAAAAAAAAUUUUGAGAGUGAUUGAAAUGAUAAGGUGAACGGAAUGAAUGAUGGAGGGAAAGAAUGUGGAACAUUGUUUUGGUCAUAAAAAAGUUAAAACCCCAUUGUAAAGAAGGAACAAAGUAAAAUUUCUGUGAAUACAAAAAAUGAGAAACAGAACAAUAUGUGUGCAAAAAAUGACCUGAACAGUGUGGCAUUAAACAUGUCAACUGUGAGGCCACAAUUUGAAUUCCUACGACCAUGGAUUGGAUGACACUGAGAUUUGCGAGAGGUGACAAGAACAAUGGAAAAGAUCACCCAUUACACUUGAGAAGAUGCUUGUUGCAUUUUCAUCUGUUUUUUUUAAACUAUAUAAUUUGUAUGCUAAUUUUGAUUAUUUCAUUAGAACUUGAAAAUGACCUUGGAAUGUGGAAAUAAUGCUUGUUUUUAUCGCUGAUUUUUACUACACAAUCUAUAUCAAAAGAAAAUUAAAAAACUGAAAAAAUUCUUUUCCCUAGAGCAAAGUUACAACACACUGCAGCCUUCACCCAGUUGCCAAUUGGUUUGGAAUCUGAGGUAAAAGGAGUCAUUGACCUUGUGCUGGAAGGCUUAUUACUUGGGGAAAUCAUGGGUAAGAUUAUUCAUAAUGUCAUGACUUUUAUUUUAUUUUUAUUUAGCUGUUUAGCCAAUCACAAGGCUAGAAAUCCAAUAACUCUGCUCCAGUGAUUAUUAAGACACCAUAACUUUGAGCUAAAAAAGUCUCCCAAAAAAUUAAAUUAGGGUAAUUGGCUCUGUCAUUGUUAUACAACUACUGCUGAUUUAAAUUAUUACCGAACAGGUCUGAAGUGGUAGAAGGUGUGAUCCCUGAAGACAUGGUCAAUGAGUGUACAACAAGAAGACAGGAGCUGAUAGGUACAUAUAACAUUUGAGUUUUUUUUUUUUUUCCAAAUGUUUCGUUUGAGUUAUGAUAAUGACCAAUCAGAACAAAGGAAAAUAUCCUAGGGAGCCAAUGGGAACUCAACGUGAAAUGAAGUAAAAUUAAGUGUUGGAAAAUGCCAGUCAUCAAGUCCUGAUUGUUUCAAGUUUUGAACUUGAUUGGAUCAGAGCUCAAGAGAAAGGGGAAAAUUUUCUGGACCAAUCUCCCAUCAAAUAUCAAUACAACAUCAAGCAAACAAGAGAUGAGAAUAAAGAAAAAUAUCAAUUAGGAGAUUAUUUGUUGAUCUAAUACCAAAUUCUUUAAUCGUAAGAAUUGUCCAUCAUAAGAAUUGUAUGGCAGACAGUAACAAGAAUUACUUAUUAGAUUUUUCAGUCAGAGUGUUAAAGUGCUUAACCCUUUAACUCCCAGAUCAAAUUUGUAAUUCUCCUUACUGUCAACUAUGCAAUUCCUAUAAUGUUAGUUCAGAGAAUUUAGUCUUGGAUCAACUAAGUAUCCCCAAAUUACCGUCUGUUAAGUGCUGUGGUUUGUAAUCAUUAGAAACUGUGGCUAAUGUGGAUGACACUCUUGCGGAGAUGUUUCUGGAAGAAAUACCACCAACAGAGGAACAAUUAAUUGUAGGUAUUUUGAAAAUGUUAGGGCUGAUCUGUGGAUGGAUGGAUUGAGCUGUAUAUUCGACAGAUUUCCUCUCUCUAUAUUGGGCUGAAUUACAUACGCAUUUUGAGUGGUUCAUGCCCAUGAUAUAUGGGAGAACAGACGUACAGAUUAUAUCACCAUCAACGACAUUUUGCUUUUUAAUCAUUGGCAACCCUUAAUUGGCAACCCUUAAGAAUUUCAAAGCUGACGUUUCCAGCGUCAGCCCUUCGUCUGAGCGAAUGACGAAAUGCUAACGCUCGAAACGUCGGCUUUGAAACUCUUAACGGUGGCCAAUUUGCGUUAUCAACUAUUUUCAACAAUUGAUAAUACCAAAUUACCUUGUUAUACUCUCCCAGCAACGCAGCACCACAGUUUCUUUCGAAACGUACCCCUUGAGUCUAUGUUGCAGUGGGUUUGAAUUGUAAGGAAUCGCAGAAUGAAGAAAAGCCGGCGGGCUCCCCCUCCCCGUCCCCUUAGCUCAAGGUCUGGAUCCUCCACUGAUGUAACUGCAGCUGAGUAAGGCUUGAUAAUACUGUAAGGUUGCUUUUAACUCACACAACAAGAACUCCAUCCAAAAUUCACCCAAAGAAAUGUUUAUUGUUUUAGGCUGCUAUUCGCCGAGCGACCAUAAAGAGAUGCUUCACUCCAGUUUUUGUUGGGUCUGCGCUGAAGAACAAGGGGGUCCAGGUCAGUGUCUGCUAUAUAAAUGGUUGAAAAAAGAAUGGAACAUUCCUUUUUUUUUCUUUUUUUUUUUUUUUAAACAAGAAGAUUCGUCAGAGAAUAACUGUAGUUGCUGGCGAAGAUUAUUGAACCCCAGUCAGAUCAACUUAUUUUUAACCAGAUGCGUGCUCCACCUCAAAGCCACAGAAGACUUGAUCGAUACGAUGCAUAGAUAAGGCCGAGUAGGAUGAAUGUCGUAACUAGAAAGAGAAACAACAAUGGUUUAACAUAACAAAAGAAACGAAAACAAACAAAAUUUUUUUAUUUUGGCAAUAUUUUAGCAAAAUACAUAAUAAACAAUCCCUACCUGCAAAAUAGCGAAGCUAAUCGAGGCGGGAGGGAAACACACACAAAAAUAAAUUCUUCAAUAACAAGUUUGAAUUAACAAAGGAAAUGACAAGGAGAGCUUGCACAUACACGAACAAUGAAAAAUAGUUCGCCAUAAUUUACAGAUAAGCCAAUUGGGCAUUACACAUUACAACUGGAAUAAAAUUACACGCGGAAAAAAACAACAACAACAACAUCCACGAGAAAUGAAACUGGAAAGAUUGUAAUUUCCUAAAUUUAUCAAUUAAGGUAUAAACAUCAACUAAGUAUCCUCUCGCAUCCAAAUGUUCAGCAGCUGUCCAUGCAAUAGUCUUUUAAAUUUAUACAUAGAUAGAGAACGAAGACAGGUGGGAAUGCUACUCCAGAUCCCUGCAUCCAGUCCUGAAAAAUAAAUUUUCAUACGCUCUGUUUUCGCGUGGUUAAGAUAGAGCCUGCCAGCCGUUGAGGACCUUGUAAAAUAGUAGUGUUUUUCUGAAGAAUAAAUAAGUAAUUCUGAAUUGUUAGGAGGCGUUAGGUUGUAGACAAAAUCAUGCAUAAAAGAGCAGAUUGUUUUUAAAUAGAUCAUAUGAAGAAGAAGUAUACGAGUGGACAUUUUGCUCAUCGCUUCUAUUUUUCUUCGCCCCGACGAGGCUUCGAAAAAGACAACGCAACUCGCAAAAUAUUAUAUGUAUUAUAUGCUAAACCAUCUAGUAGGGUGAAUGUAUUGGACACGCCAACAGGUCUCACUGCAUUAAAAAUGUUUUUCUGUCCAUCAGCCUCUCCUUGAUGGUGUUGUGGAUUACCUGCCUGAACCUUUUGAGGUGACAAAUUUUGCCUUGGAUGCUGAAAAGUAAGAAGUCAAAUUUCUUUGCUCCGUUACAAAUAUAAUUUUUAGGUGUAGUUAAUGUAUACAACAUGAUACUUGUCUGGAAAUUUAGGACAGCUGCGUUUCGAAAUAAUUAUUAUUUUAAAGACCCGUGUGCUUAUUAAAGAGAUGUUUCAUUUACUGUAACAAGAUUAUUUUAUGUCUCUGCAAAUUCAAAGGAAUUUAGAGUAAGGGUUAAUUUCACAGAUCAGGAAAACAGAAAAUAAUUUAGAUGAAAGCAUUAUUGGUACAUAAUAGAUUGGAUUUAGCGAUGGAUAUUUACGUGAUUUUCUCUUGUUGGUAGUUUCCAAGUUGAAUUGGAAUUCGAAGUUUUAGUUUUUGUGAAAGCCAGAGAUAUUUGAGAGAAACUAUCAGAUCACGAACAACAACCAACAACUGCCUUGAAGAAAUAUAAAUAUGUUUCCCCAUUAAUCUCUGUUAUGACAAGAGGAUUUGGUUUUCUCAACUUGAGUUAAGUUUGUAAUGUAAAUUGGUCACCGUGGAGAGAUUCUAAAGCUGACAUUUCCAGCGUUUGCCCUUUGUCAGAGCGAAGGGUCAAUGAACUCCGUUGAUGAAACCAAAUCAGUAUCUUGUAAUACCUAAAGGGGGUAAGUUUCUAAAUAAACUGUGGUGCUGUGUCGAUGGGAGAGUAUAACAGGAGAUUGUAACUGACGUUUCGAGUCCUUCGUCAGAGCGAAUGGUGAAGAGCUAACGCUCGAAACGUCAGCUUUGAAACUCUUAACGGUGGCCAAUUUACGUUAUCGUUGAUAAUACUAAAUUACCCUAUCUUGUAAUAGCCCUCGCUAAUGCAGCACCACAGUUUCAUUAGAAACUUACCCCCUUUAUUCAUUAAUCUCAGUUAUAAACAAGCUUACAACACAAAGCAUGAAAUUGUUAUUGUCUAAGUGGAUUUUUUAUCGUAGUGCUGGAGAACAAGUGGAGAUGAGCAGUGAAAGGAGUUCUUCUCAUCCCUUCGUGGGUCUGGCUUUCAAGCUCGAGGUGAGGUGUUAAAUAAAGAGUUUUGUAUGUAAACCACUUCUAUGGAAUAAAUAACUGACUGCUUGCAGCGCAUGCGUCUUAUUAGGGCGGGUAACAAGCACGUUAGAGUUAGAGCAGAAGGUGGGGAGACUGGGAAAUUUCUAUUGCCCCAUUCCCUCCCCUCUCCUUUCCUUUGACCGUCACUCACCCCCUUGGUACUAAUUUCUCUCUCUCCCCAGCCUUCCGCUGCCGUGAAAAUUAAAGAUGGCAGCUACAAUUUUCACCGAGAAAGCACUCGCUCGCCAAAAUUAGGCUUGCUCUGCAGGCUAAUGAUGAGAGGUAAUUUCUGCAAGUUCGAGCAAGCGCUCUUUGAUCUCACUACUCAGAUAAUUUUGGCGCUCUUAGUUUUCUGAGUCUCACGGUCACUGCAAGGUGUUAAAAGAUUACGGGACUUACUGCAACGAAAGCCAAGUAUGCUGAAUUGUCGAGCCCUUUUCACCGAAGUUUCAUUACGUUUUCGUCUGUUUGAUUUCCUUACAGGCCGGAAGGUACGGUCAGCUGACUUACCUCAGAGUGUACCAAGGCUUGUUAAAGCGAGGGGCUUAUAUUGUAAAUACUCGGACCGGGAAACGUCUUAAGGUGCCAAGGAUCGUCCGAAUGCAUUCGGACACUAUGGAGGUAACCGAAAAAUACGACGAUAUGAAAAUCUUAUCGUCGUUUUUGUAUCCUAACGAUGCAAUCAAGGAAAAGAGGCUGACUAACUCUGAUUAACCUUAACAUCAGUAUGCAUAUUCUCCAUACUGGUCUCUAUACAUUUCUUAACGUGCUGGUAAGGAGAAUUGGUUUAACAAUCAAGAGGUUCUUUGUUUAAUUAUCAUUUUUUUUUAUUCUCAUGACCUUAAUGUUUGAUUCAUGGGUGAUAUUGAAAGGAGAAAUUAGAUGCUGGUCACUGUCAGGAAUUAAAGGGUUAACAGGAUGGAUCAAUGUCAGUGUCUGAGGAACUGCGCACCUAUUCCUCCCCUAACCCAACAACAGUCAACUGACGACAAGUUGGGCUAGGGGAGGGGUAUACAUUGCUCAAGUUCUCGUAAAUUCUCGCCAAUUAAAUCACCUUUAAACCAUAAUGCCUAAAGCGAUGAUAAUGUUGGGCCUGUUCACAGUCUAAUGGAGCUCAUAUUUUAGUAGCCCACAAUUUUUUUAACGACUAUUAAUAUUACUCCUUCGUAGGAUGUUCAAGAGGCUGGUGCUGGCGAUAUAUGUGCCUUAUUUGGAGUGGAAUGUGCAUCUGGGGACACUUUUACUGUAGAAGGAGCCAAAUCACUCUCUAUGGUAAGGGCCAUUCACUACGGGUACGUGGGGGGGGGGGGGGGGGAAGUCAGUUGUGGCUGACAGAGUUAUGACUAUUGAAUGUUAACUGCCAAUAAGGGGGGGUAUUAGAGGAACAUUACGGAGUCUUAGGUGGAUCAGGUAAACAUAAUCUUCCGACCCCUUUCCCCCCCCUCCCCGCCCCCCCCCAAGUGGCAAUUAACGCUAAAAAUGCUAAUCCUUACUCCCUAAUUCAUAAAAUUUUUGGUAUGGUCUAAUUCCUAAUUCCUUUUUAGAGUAAACAAGUACCCCUUCCUCUUAGCUUUUUGCUCCCAACUUUGUAAUUUAGUCGGUAAUUGCGUCAAAUUGGCUUCUGCGUGGCUUCUGCGGUAAUUGCGUGAGACUGGCUUCAGAGUUAAACCGGUCGAAACCCGAAUUCUUGUUUUUUCUUUCAUCGUAUUUUUAAUUGAAACAUUCCUUUUAGGACCAGCUAGUGUCUCGGCAUGUGUCAUUCACAAUUCAAAUUUAACUUAUUUCAUCAAUCAUGCCCUUGUUUUUACAAUAAUUCCUCAAACUUAAGAGUUAGUGAGCGAGUGGUUACGUUUCAUUAUUCUUCACAUGUAUUUGCGAGCUUAAGACUGAAAAAAAUUGCACUUUGCUCGCUUCUAUCACGUUGUUUUGUUGGUUGUUCAAAGUGCGUGGGACUGUCAAUCAAUAAAGUUUAUACUCUUCUUUACAAGUAUCCCAGACUGUCCUUAUGAAGAAAAUGCCUCGAAAAACUCCAAUUGUAAAGAGUUAAUAUUUUGCUGCUUUAAUACCUCACACUACACACCACCCUUCCCCUGUCUCUUUGCAAAAUAUAUAAGAUUCAAGGCAAAAAUAUGAUGAUCGCAACUAUUGAAUUUCAGAUGCUGUAACGCGGUUAUGGGAAACAAAAAUAUUAUUUCAUGCUUUUUGUUGCGGGAACCAAUUUUGUUCCGGAUCCAGUUAUUUCGCUCGCUGUGAGGCAAAGAACAAGGUGAAAACUAAUCGUGUGAAAGUCUUUAUUAUCGUAAAUUGUAUGUUACUGUACACCCUUCUGAAGUAACUGGCUUAGCACUGAGUUCUCUUUUUUAGCUUGCGAGCGGAACAAAAUAUGAGCGUUACGGUAAACGCGUUUUUGCCGCCCUCUGAGGAGUCUGGCACUAAUGAUCAGUGCUAGAACCCUUAAAAACCUCUCGCGGGCUCGCAUCGCUCUAGACCUCAUUCUUUCGUGCGGGUGAAGGAACCCCCGUGUUGAAGCGCUUUUAAUGAAGGCCCUGUUCUUGGGACAAGGAAGGUAAUUUAUUAUUAUCAUCUAUAACUUAAAUUCGCUACCGUAAAAGUUCAAACCCUGACGCGUUUCCAGCGUUAGCCCUUCGUCAGGCAUUGGGGCCUAACGCUCAAAAUGUCAGCUUUCAAACUCUCUACGUUGGCCAAUUUACGUUAUCAACUCAGUUGAUAAGAGCAAAUUACCUUGUUAUACUCUCCACCGACGCAGCACCACAGUUUCUUGGCUUUUACCCCCUUUCUCAGGAUGGGGAUCUUAUUUUUGGGUUAUUUUUGUUGCGCUCUUGGGCAAGACAAUUUAAUCUCAAAACACUCUCAGAAUAUAAUUUGGUUUUGGAAUCAUGAAAGCAUGUGAGACAUUCUUAAGUCUCUUCGUGCCACAUAAGUCGUGAACAUACCUGCCUUGAAAAAUCUCUAAUGCUAUAGAGGUAAACGAUUUAUCAACCAUUUGAUUCGACUUGUUUCUCUUUAGAAUGAUUUAGCUCAGUUCUCCAAAGCUCUUAGUCCGAUUCUCUCGUGAAGACCCAACAUUUAGAGUGAGUUUCGACGAUGAAAGCAAGGAGGAGGUAAGGAAACUUUGCGAAAAAUAAAUUUGUAUUCAAAACUCUUGAAAUUUCACCUCUCUCCCGUGUUCUUCUGUUAGCGAGGCUUGUUUUAACUAUCGAAAUUUAGUACAAGUGCUUCCUGUCAAUGGGUAAGUCGCAGAACAAUACUUUUCCCAAUGAGGGUUAAUCCUUUUAGUGAUGUUUGUUUUCUCAUCUUUGUCAGACUAUCAUUUCUGGAAUGGGAGAGCUUCAUUUGGACAUAUACACCGAGGUGAGGGCGGCAUUAUGAACAUGUGAAAUAUGGGCGAUAGUUAAUUCUACGCCAGAGGUGUCAUAACGCUUUCUGCGCGCGACUAAUUAACAACUGUUUCCCUCAGAGUCGGUGGCUAGGGAUGGAUUUUUAUCAAGCCGUGACACUGGGGUAAAUAGUUGUUUUAGCAUGUACUAAAACAGUGAGAUAGUAUAGCACUAAAAGAUGAUUUAACUCGUUGUUUCCUGUGACGAGUAUAAUAUUUUAGAGCAGGAGCUGCUCAGAGGUGACUAGAAAGGAUAUCUGGAAUUUGAGUAGCCAAUCAGAGCGCGCCUUCAACGCUAUCAACUAAUACUUGCUUUUAUUUCUGUUAACCUUUGAAUAGUCCAUUUUACAGUUGUGUGCUUGGUUGCCAAGCCUUUGAACAGGAAUGAGGCUAAGGGUGAUCUUGUUAUGAUACAAACCUUGCUGCUUUUCAAAUGCAAAUUACUUUGUUAUCAUGCUAACUAGAUACUGGUCUCUAUCACAGCAAGGUCACCUUCAGCCUCACUCCAAAUCAAAGGUCUGGCAACUAAGUACAUAACUGUAAAAUGGCUUGUUGUCCUUUCUGGCUGCUGCACAAUUCCUUGUAGAUUAGUAACUAGAAUUUGGUGUUAGAUCAAGUUAAAAACCUCUGCUUGAUAAGUUUGAGUAUUCUCAUUACCUGUUUGCUGGAUAAUGUAUAGAUAUUGUAGGGGGAAGUUACAUGUUAAUCACUGCUGGGAGGUUAAUGAAACAUUUCUGCUUGUUAGGUUCUCGAAACAGGCGUUUGUUAGUUUAACCCUUUAACUCCCAGAUCAGAUUUGUACUUCUCCUUACUGUCAACCCUACAAUUCUUAUAAUGUUAGUUCAGAGAAUUUAGUAUUGGAUCAACUACUUAUCCCCAAAUUGAUAUUUUUUCUUUUUUCUCAUCACUUAUCUGGUUGAUAUUGAGCUGAUGUUGUAAGGAGAAAUUCUGUCUUGGUCGCUCAUGGAAAUUAGAGGGUUAACAGCAACGUAAUUUGUUGCCCUCGUUUAAGUGCUUAAGCAGUACAAAGAAAAGGCAGUCGAUGAUAAUUUUUGAGGGAGUAAUUGAAGGCAACUCGAAUUUCCCUAUGAUUUGACGAUUAAAAACUAUUCACCGAAGUGGAAGAGGCUAUGGAUGAAUAUUUACCGGACCGCGAAACGGCGAAUUAAACAUCCACUGCCAGCUACUGAGGUUGAAGUAAAUAGUUAUUUUAGUACAUACUAAAGCAGUAAGAUAUACAUCCCUAAGAGAUGAUUGUAACUCAUUUAUUACUGCAACGUUCGGCGAGUUACUUGGAAGUGAAUUGCAACGGAUAUUCAGAGUUUGAGCAGCCAAUCAGAACGCGCCUUCAACACUAUCUACUGUUUUAGUAUGUACUAAAGGGGUAUAAUCCCACACAAUUUGAUGCGUUAAUGUCGACUUUAUUAUGUUUAACUUUCAAGGGUGACAAUGUAUAAUUACCAUGACAAAAGCAUUUCCUCAACUUUAAAGCUAACACUUGAUGUUACCUACAUGUUACCUUAAGCUUAGAGUUACUAUAAAGUUACUUCAAAGUUGCUAUUGCGUAUUAUUAUCAUCUAAAGCAAUACGCAAUUUUCGUUUUUUUUUUUCACAGAGAAUGCGAACAGAGUUUAACUGUCCUGUAAUAUCCGGUAAACCCAAGGUAGCCUUCAGAGAAACAAUAAGCGGAAAGGCCACGUAAGUGAUCAACAUCUAAUUUCUCUUAACUUUUUCAUAACAAUUUCCAGCAGAGGGUUUAUGAGAAUAGCAGGUUUAAUGUUAAAAACUGAGUUGAAAGCGUAAAUUUACCACCGUAAAGAGUAAAAGAGAUGACAUUUCGAGCGUUCGCCCUUCGUUAGAGCAAUUGAUUUAUGAGAAUGUUGACACUUAGCAGUUGAAGAGAGUUAUUUCCAUGUAACACUAUAUUCUCUCAACUAAUUUGCUAGAAAACGUGAAGCAACAAGAAUGGAGAAUUUUUUAUUAGAUCGUAGUAACCAAAUGUCAAAUGGUUGAAUUUUAGGUUUGAGUAUCUUCAUAAAAAGCAAACAGGAGGAGCUGGUCAAUAUGGCCGAGUCAUCGGCAGAAUCGAGGUAUUUGACGGCAAAUUCUACUCGAUAACCUGGUAGAGCAGUUUCCAACUGGGUGUCAAAGGUGAUUUGGAAUUGCAGUAGUUUUGCUUUUGAACGCUCUAUGAUUGGUCAAAAAAAACUUGCAUCACUCUCAUAACCAAUCAGGUGAAAGAGUAUAUUUAAUCAUGACUUGACGGCGGUUUGCUAGUUGACUAUCAGCUCCCAGUGAUUUGUUACUUUGUUGUGAUAGGCCUACAGUGAUUAGGUUGUUUAAGGUUUGUGACACUCAGUUGAGAAGCAUUCUUUCAGUAUCCGUUUUUUUACAUACUUGUUUUUUGCAUGUCUGUGUGCUCUUUUGUUUUUGUAUCAGUUGAGAUGGACUCUUACAGUGUCUGGUUUUUAUAUGCUUUUUUUUUUGUUUGCUUAGUUUUGCAGUUUAGAAGCACUCUUACAGUCUUAUACUUGUUUUUUCGUUUGCUUUUAGCUUUUGUCUUUUUUUAUCUAGUUAAUUUUAUGUUAUUCAGAGUUCCUGAGUGAAGUUUCGGCGCCAUUCGUGAACCAACGUCUGUCUUGCGUUCACUUUUUGCUUCUUUUCUUUUGUCGUUGUUUUCCUUUGGUUUGCUUGGGUUGCUUUUCUUUUCUCUCUUCCAUCUGCAUUUCACUUUUCCUCUUCCUUCCAGCUGUCGCGCCCUUAUCCCUGAAAUAAAACAAUGACAAGAGCAGUGAAACUAAAACGUUGAAGAUCCCCCUAGAGAGACCCAUUAGACGUAUUGUAACCGGAGGGAAAAGGGGAAGCAUCAGAUUCCUAAUUUCUCCCAUGGCGUCUCGUCGUCGUUAUGAGGGAACCUAAUAGAAGGUCUAAUUGCUAUGGAACUUGUCUUCCCCGUUCCCACAAGGGUGUGUUGCGUAAAAAGAACGAUCCCCUCCUUCUAUUGGUAUGAAGAACCUAACCAGGCGAAACAUUUUUCCCCCUCUUAAUCUUUAGAUAUUCCUCAAUCCAUGAGUGGAGACAUGUUGAUUUCUUGUUCGUUGUUUUGCAGCCUAUGCCACAAGAAUUCCUCUGGGGAGCUCGAAUUUGUCGAUCGAAACUGUGGGCAUGAACAUCCCCAAAAGAAUUUUAUUCCUUCUAUAGAAAAGGUAACUGCAACUUGAAACUGUGCUUUUCAAUUGGAUGCGAUUUAUGAACAUAAAAAUUCGUUUCACGCACACAUCGAUAGGUUAAACUUGCUCAAACAUGUUUUUUUGGUAAAUGUUUACUUCUCAGGGUUUCCUUGGGGAAAUUUGCGAGCGUGGUCACAGGCAAGCUGCUGAAUUCGUUUGUCCUUGAAGAUG
Molecule: messenger RNA, 22399 nt
Organism: Pocillopora meandrina
Lineage: Eukaryota; Metazoa; Cnidaria; Anthozoa; Scleractinia; Pocilloporidae
Source: the annotation of a GenBank genome assembly